ACACGCACGAAAACUAAAAUGGGUGAUGAAGAAGUGCUAGUAGGCUUUAGGUUUUCACCUACUGAGGAAGAAUUACUAUCUUAUUAUCUUCCUAAGAAGCUGAAUGGGCCCACACCCACCAUUGAUAGGGUUAUACCACUUCUCCCCAUCUAUGACUAUAGUCCUUGGGAGCUACCACAAUUGGCCGGAGAAUUGUGUGGUGGUGGAGAUAGAGAGGAAUGGUUCUUCUUCACCGCGAUGCAAGAAAGGGAAGCCCGCGGAGGAAGGCCUAAUCGCCUUACUGAGGCCGGAUACUGGAAAGCGACCGGCUCUCCUUGUGACAUUUUCACCUCACAAAAUCUUCUAAUUGGAAGGAGAAGGACCAUGGUUUUCUACGUUGGCCGGGCUCCCCAUGGUUUGAAAACUAGCUGGAAAAUGAAUGAGUAUAAAGUCUAUGAUCAGUCUCCUAAUCCUCAGCUGAAGGAAGAACUCAGCUUGUGCCGAAUUUACACCGGAUCCUAUUGCCCGAGGGCGUAUGGUAGGCGGCCAGCAGCGACGAGUCACACAACUGAUGAGGCUGCAGUGAUAACAACUGAUAACAAUCAGCAUAAUUCAGCAAUGGAAAAUGAUCUCAAUUUUGAUAUGGAAACCGAAUUUGAACCGUUAGAUGAUUCGGAAAUACGCAUGUUGCUUGACUUGUUUGACAUAUGA
Messenger RNA from Salvia hispanica, 690 nucleotides. RefSeq names its product NAC domain-containing protein 90-like. Lineage: Eukaryota; Viridiplantae; Streptophyta; Magnoliopsida; Lamiales; Lamiaceae. Gene Ontology annotation, molecular function: DNA binding. Gene Ontology annotation, biological process: regulation of DNA-templated transcription. The record is from RefSeq and is a predicted model, not a curated record.